UCUCAACACUAAUUUCCUCAUCCCCUCAUCACUCAUCAAGCGCUUUAUGGGCUCAUCGCGUAUCGCAAUUUGCUGCUGCCGUCGCCAUCACCAUCACCAUCGCCCAUCCCCUCCCAAAUUGACCUUCGCCCGUCAUCCGCUGUUGAGAGGCCUGAAAUCACACAGAGCGCCAUGGCAGGCAAUCCGGCCUGCAGCCCGGCCCCGCAGGAAUCCGACAGCAUUGUGGUCUCACCGGCUCAGCCGACUGACACUGCGAUGAGGAUUGUGAGGUGUAAUUCCGACCUCGUCGGUCCGGCACUCCGCCGUCCAACGCCACAAUGUAGCAAAACCAUCUCAACACGCUUCGAGUUGGACUCAACUCUAAGCCUGUACGUAGCCACAGCUAAUGCUAGUACUUCCCAUAGCGACAGGGCAGAGUCUCCCAUCGAAAACGUCGUUAUAGUGAAGAGCCUAGAAGCACCAGUCGUACCUCAGAAGCGCCGAUUGGAAGAGGACGAGGAAAACAGCGAGGGGCAUCCCAGUUGGGGGGGUGAUACUGAAACGGGGGACGAGUAUGAGCAAUAUCGAAGGACGGGUAGGCAGCGACAAAGAGUGGCAGGGAAUGAUAAGGAGUCAGCCAAGGUUCUGGCAGUUUCUUCCUCGCCACCGGGCAAGGGCCCCACGUCGUCGCCGGCGGCCCCUCGUGCAGCCUCGGGCGAGACAGUCGGCAGCCACGCCGACGACUCCAGAGUCCCUGCCUGCAUGAUGCCAGGAACUUGGUUGGACGAUACCGCCAUAUCCGACGCCCUUGUGUUCGUCGCCGCCCUUCGGCCGCUCCGCUUCAUCACCGUGGACCCCCUUCUCGUGGCUCCGGACAAGACGGUGCCGGCGGGGUAUUGGCAGCGUCUACACUAUCUUGCAGUCCCUGACAGCACCAUCCUGGUUCCCAUGAACAUCGACAACGCCCACUGGUGCCUCGCCGCCGUCAAGUCCCGGGAACCCGCGGCGGGCGGACCGGCAUGUCAGAUAUUCGAUUCAUAUCCGACCCAGCACUUUCGUGCACGAUCCAAGAACCUCGCCGCGACAUUCCUGAACGGCCUAACCGCAUCAGCUCCCAGAGGUGGUGUCUGGGCUGCCGUGGCCCAGGCCAAUGGCCAGGCGGCUGCGAGGCAGCCGUCAUUCUCGGUAUUCACUUUUCCCUAUACCCCAGAGCAGUCCGACAUGAUCGAGUGUGGCGUUGCCGUUAUCGUAGUCGCGCUUCACCUCGCCGGCAACCUCCCCCUGCCGGAGCAGAUCGAUUACGCCAUGUGGCGCGACGUGCUCGGCCUUCUGGCGCAGCACCAACAUCCCGCCGAGAACGACGACGACAACGACAACGAGGACGAUGGCAACCCGGCUAGACGAGACGAUUCCCCACCCCUCCUACGCUUAGUCCACGACCUCGGCGCCGACGACGACGAGAAAGCCCUAGAGGUCCCAACGCCAUCUUUCGUGUCCGACCUCGCCACCUCUCAUCCAAGCAGCACCGGGAGGCGACAAUCCAUGUCCUUCCGCACCUACGGCGACCUCUUCGCCCAACUCAAACGCGACUUCGAAUCCCACCGCGAGGAGAUGUUCUCGCGCGCAGACAGCCUCCGCUCAAACGCCCGCGCCGUCGACGACAUCGCCGCGACCCUCGACGUGCUCACGCCGCCAGCAGCCGAGUCUCCGCCAUCGGAGCUAUCCACCAUCAGCGCCGAGAUCGCCCGCCUCGACGCCCUCUGCCGCCUGGCCCACGAGAGCAUCUUCCCCUACGACGCCGUGGCGGCCGCGGCCGCGGCACAGGCUGGGUGGCGGGCCCGCCUGCUCGCUGCUCGCGCCGACGCCGCUGCCGUCGCGGCCCGCCGCUUGGCGUGGCUGCUGCGGGCGUUGCACCGUAGUGCGGACAGGCUGAAUGAAUGCGCUGGUGUUAUUGAUGAUGCUGUUGCUUCGGGGCUUGAUGGACUGGUGUCGUGA
This is a messenger RNA of Phialemonium atrogriseum, 1974 nucleotides long. RefSeq lists its product as uncharacterized. Gene Ontology annotation, biological process: proteolysis. Bases 172 to 1974 code for a protein of 600 amino acids. Gene Ontology annotation, molecular function: cysteine-type peptidase activity. The transcript has a single exon. NCBI's taxonomy places the organism in Eukaryota, Fungi, Ascomycota, Sordariomycetes, Cephalothecales, Cephalothecaceae. The record is from RefSeq and is a predicted model, not a curated record.